AUGGCGUACGGCGUUUCUUCAACAACCGCAAUAGCAUUCUCUGCAAUCAUAUUCAUUCUCUCCAUUGCAGAUGCUUCCGUCGAUACUAAGCUCAAAUGCACCAAAACAUGCAUCUCCGACAGCUGCGAUAAUGUGGCGAUUAGAUACGGUAAAUAUUGCGGAAUUGGAUGGACUGGUUGUCCUGGUGAAGAACCUUGCGAUGAUCUUGAUGCUUGCUGUAAGCAUCAGGAUGCCUGCAUGGAUAAACAUGGUGUAGGAGAUGUGAGAUGUUUCCAUAUUCUGAACAAUUGCAUAGAUGAUUUGAAGAAGUCUGGAAAGAACAAUGGAUUUUCUCUAAAGUGUCCAUAUAAUGUGGCCAUUCCCACCAUUAUACAGGACACAAAUAUGGCUAUCUCCCUUAAUGAUUUGCGAAACAAAGUCAUGUCUAAAUAA
Impatiens glandulifera is the source of this 432-nucleotide messenger RNA. RefSeq names its product phospholipase A2-beta-like. The transcript has 4 exons. Bases 1 to 432 code for a protein of 143 amino acids. Gene Ontology annotation, biological process: arachidonate secretion; phospholipid metabolic process. Gene Ontology annotation, molecular function: A2-type glycerophospholipase activity. The record is from RefSeq and is a predicted model, not a curated record. Lineage: Eukaryota; Viridiplantae; Streptophyta; Magnoliopsida; Ericales; Balsaminaceae.